UCAGAAUCGCGAUAAAUUCGUUUUCUUUGGUUUCCUGGCAACCCCGCAUGAAUUGUCACAAAUUUACAUCGACUGAACAACUUUUUUCAUCGAGAUAGCAAAAAUGGUGCUCGAAAGUACUAUGAUCUGUGUGGAUAACAGCGAGUUCAUGCGAAAUGGAGAUUUCAUUCCUAGCCGACUUCAAGCCCAGCAAGAUGCCGUUAAUAUGGUUUGUCAUUCAAAAACAAGAUCUAACCCAGAAAAUAAUGUUGGUCUACUGACAUUGGCCAACACCAAGGUACUGGCAACAUUGACUACGGAUGCUGGGCGUAUACUAUCAAAGCUUCAUCAAGUGCAGCCAGAAGGCUCAAUCAAUCUCUUAACAGGAGUUAGAAUUGCCCAUCUUGCUCUUAAACAUCGGCAAGGAAAAAAUCAUCGCACUAGAAUUGUAGUUUUCAUAGGUUCCCCCCUGAAUUUCGAUGAAAAGGAAUUGAACAAAUUGGCCAGAAAACUGAAGAAAGAAAAAGUAAAUGUUGAUAUCAUUUGCUUUGGGGAGGAAAAUGGAGGAACUGAAGUGCUGGCUAGUUUUAUCAAUACUCUUAAUGGCAAAGAUGGCACUGGCAGUCAUUUAGUAACCAUUCCGCCCGGGCCCCAUCUUGCCGAUGCGCUGAUUUCCUCACCAGUCAUUCAAGGAGAAGAUGGUACAGGAGCGGUUGGAAUGGGGGCUGGAGGUUUUGAAUUUGUUGAUCCUAACGAAGAUCCUGAAUUAGCUCUUGCGUUACGAGUGUCGAUGGAGGAGCAACGUCAGCGUCAAGAGGACGAAGCCCGUCGUUCGGGAAAUCCGCCGGCUACAGAGCCCGCUGCAGCUACCGCUAUUGGCGGUGCCCCUGCUUCCAACGAAGAUGCUAUGCUCGAGCGUGCGUUGGCUAUGUCUAUGGAUCAACCAAGUGUCAAUACAACUGUAGCCAGUGCCGCCCCUGCAGCACCCGUUUAUCCCGAUUUCGCAACAAUGACUGAAGAGGAACAAAUUGCAUAUGCAAUGCAAAUGUCCAUGGCAGAAGCUCAGGGACCAGUUAAAACGGAAACCGAAGCUAUGGAAGUUGAACCUACGCCAGCAGCUGCGGCUAGUGAUGAUUACGAUGAAGUUAUGAAAGAUCCCGAAUUUCUUCAGAGUGUCCUAGAAACGCUUCCAGGUGUUGAUCCUUCAAGUGAUGCUGUACAAUCUGCCGUCGACGCUUUGCGAAACCAAGAUAAAGACAAAAAGCAAGGCAAAAAGCCUGACUCCAAGUAAACAGAUUGAUUUCUUACGCGUCGCGAAUGUUUGAUUCCGGAAUAAAUUGAUUUUCAUCUGUUCA
Daphnia pulicaria is the source of this 1334-nucleotide messenger RNA. RefSeq names its product 26S proteasome non-ATPase regulatory subunit 4-like (gene Rpn10). Gene Ontology annotation, biological process: proteasome-mediated ubiquitin-dependent protein catabolic process. The transcript has 8 exons. NCBI's taxonomy places the organism in Eukaryota, Metazoa, Arthropoda, Branchiopoda, Diplostraca, Daphniidae. Gene Ontology annotation, molecular function: polyubiquitin modification-dependent protein binding. The coding region runs from base 104 to 1270 and encodes 388 amino acids. Gene Ontology annotation, cellular component: nucleus; proteasome regulatory particle, base subcomplex; cytosol. The record is from RefSeq and is a predicted model, not a curated record.